GGUCACGUGACAGUUCUUUAACUGAGCAUCUAUCCAUGCGACUCAGGCGGAUGUUGGAGAAUCUUACGCGAUGUUGAUAACAUUGAAAUCCAUACACGGAUUGUGGAGGAGUUCAACACGAGCAUAUACUUGUUUUAGUGAACGCAUAAACCAGUUUGUUUGCGGAGAAUAUCACCUUAAAUUUCUCGGUGCUGUUUCCGCUCAUGCUGGGUUUCAUAGUAAAAGCGGAGAGGUUGUGUCAAGGAAAUUGGUGCGAAAUGGGGAGGAGAGGCCUUCAGUGAUUUGUAUUGAAGGUAACAUUGCCAGUGGAAAGACAACAUGCUUGGAAUACUUCAGCAAAACCAACAAUAUAGAGGUACUGACUGAACCAGUUUCGAAAUGGAGGAAUGUUCGAGGACACAACCCUUUGGGCUUGAUGUAUCAGGACCCAACCAGAUGGGGCAUCACCCUGCAGACAUACGUGCAGCUCACCAUGCUGGACAGGCAUCUGUCACAAAUAUCUGCACCCAUAAGGAUGAUGGAAAGAUCCAUAUUCAGUGCCAAGUACAUAUUUGUGGAAAACCUAUACCGAAGUGGGAAGAUGCCAGAGGUGGAUUUUGCAGUCCUCAGUGAGUGGUUUGAGUGGAUCACAACGAACAUCUCUCUUCCCGUCGACUUAAUAGUGUACUUGCAGACCACACCAGAGACCUGCUAUGAGAGACUCAGGCAGAGGUGCAGAGAAGAGGAGAAGGUCAUUCCAAUGGAAUACCUGGAGUCCAUCCACCAGCUAUAUGAAGACUGGUUAAUAAAACAAACCUCAUUUAAAGUACCUGCCCCGGUUCUUGUCAUCCCAGCUGACCAUGACAUACAGCAGAUGCUGCAGCAGUAUGAGGAGAACAAGGAGAGGAUUUUAGCAGCACAGAGGACGUGAUUCCAGCAGUGGCACAUGAGAUGCAAGGGGUGUCGUCUUCAUGGGUCAUCUGAAGGCAUGAUGCACUGGUGGUUACGGUUCCUGUUCUUUGCUUUGAUCUUGUACAUUUUCUGUGCUUCUGCUGUGCAGAAUCGUCUCAAUCAAAUGUGCUGGACACGAGCUGGACCGACAAGACCGUAAACCUCAAGGAUCCACUCUCAGCAACACAGAUUCUAAGUCCAUUCCUUGUAAAAGGAUGGUGCAAAGUGUGCUUUCUUCUUACAAAACUAGACAUGACCAGGUGAUCAUUUUAUGGCUAAACGUCUGCAUUAGUAGUGUGUCAUAGCUCUGCUCUGGCAGUGGAUCCUACCUGGCUACAUGCUCAGAUAUAGUUUAAGUUUUAGAUUGUGUUCACUCACUGCUCAGUAGGACAGCUAGUGCAGCAUUCCUGAUUACUGUGAAUAUGACUUCCCAGAUAUCAUUGUUUACAACAUACAAAAGAUGUCUGAUAGUGUCUCUGUUGUCAAGGAACCCUGGUGACAUCAGUUGUUACCGUUUUUCUUUUUCUCUAAGCUUGUUCUGAUGUGCACUUGUUAUUGAAGGACCAACAGACACUGGGCACACGUCAAGGUCAAAUAUCCACCUAUUAUUGUUAUUUAAGGUAAAUGUAAUUUAUUCACAAUAAAAUUGUGUCAAGUUUUAA
This is a messenger RNA of Alosa alosa (allis shad), 1592 nucleotides long. It is a transcript of the gene tk2, whose product is annotated as thymidine kinase 2. Gene Ontology annotation, biological process: nucleobase-containing compound metabolic process. Gene Ontology annotation, cellular component: cytoplasm; mitochondrion. The record is from RefSeq and is a predicted model, not a curated record. Gene Ontology annotation, molecular function: ATP binding; deoxynucleoside kinase activity. The coding region runs from base 71 to 910 and encodes 279 amino acids. Lineage: Eukaryota; Metazoa; Chordata; Actinopteri; Clupeiformes; Clupeidae. The transcript is spliced from 10 exons.